AUGCCGAAACUGGUGAAUGAACAAGAUAGCUGCGGAAGAAGUCCUCUUCACUAUGUUGCAGCCUCCGGUGCCUUAGCCUUGGUCGAUCAUUUACUACAACUAAAACCUUCCAAUGGAUCUUUCCUCGAUGGCAAUUUAGCAACACCGGCUCAUAUGGCUGCAGAAAAUGGGCAUCUGAAUGUAUUGAAAUUGUUUGUCAAGCGCUGCCGCUAUUGGAUCGAAUUACUCAACAAUCACCACCAAAAUAUCCUUCAUGUAGCAGCCCAAAAUGGACAUCUUAAAGUUGUUCGAUAUAUUCAAAAUAUGUUCAUGGUGAAUGAUCUAUUGAAUGAGACCGAUGAGGACAGAAACACCCCUUUGCAUCUUGCAGCAGCAAAAUUGCACAGCAGCAUCGUAAGUACUCUUGUCCAAACAGGAAAUAUGGAUACUUCGGCAAUCAAUAAAAAAGGUGAAACAUCCCUGGGUGUCGCUAGGAAAUUUCAGCUUGUUUCACCAAGUAAUAAACGAAAUGAAUGCACGAAUGGGAAUCAAGCCCAAGCAACUCCAAACGAGACUGGUUGUGCUCGUGAUGAAAAGAUAGAAGCAAAAAAGCAACGGACCAUUGAAAUUCUGAAUGCAGCAAGUGCAAGGCAAGCUAAAAAGUUAGAGGGAAUCCUAGAACAAAAAGAUCUUAUAAUAGAAUCAAUACGGUACAAGAGGCGUAAAGAAAUGGUCGGCACCCUCAUAGUAAUGGCAACAUUAGUUGCAACAGUCACAUUUACAGCGGCAUUCACCCUUCCAGGGGGGAUCCAAAGUGAAGGUCCACAUCAAGGGAUGGCAGUGCUAACAAGGAAAGCAGCAUUCAAAGCUUUUAUUGUCACUGAUACAGUAGCUAUGACUACAUCCAUGACCGCUGCAGUGAUUCUUUUCACAUCAUCUUUGAAUGAUGAGACAAAUAAAUGGAAUCUGCACUUCAUUUCCUUGCAGUUGUUAUGGAUGUCACUUGCCUCAAUGGGAAUGGCAUUCCUUACUGGACUGUUCAUUGUUCUAUCAAACUCAAUGGAGCUUGCUAUCGUGCAACGGACCAUUGAAAUUCUGAAGGCAGCAAGUGCAAGGCAAGCUAAAAAGUUAGAGGGAAUCCUAGAACAAGAAGAUCUUAUAAUAGAAUCAAUACGGGACAAGAGGCGUAAAGAAAUGGCCGGCACCCUCAUAGUAAUGGCAACAUUAGUUGCAACAGUCACAUUUACAGCGGCAUUCACCCUUCCAGGGGGAAUCCAAAGUGAAGGUCCACAUCAAGGGAUGGCAGUGCUAACAAGGAAAGCAGCAUUCAAAGCUUUUAUUGUCACUGAUACAGUAGCUAUGACUACAUCCAUGACCGCUGCAGUGGUUCUUUUCACAUCAUCUUGGAAUGAUGAGAGAAAUAAAUGGAAUCUGCACUUCAUUGCCUUGCAGUUGUUAUGGAUGUCACUUGCCUCAAUGGGACUGGCAUUCCUUACUGGACUGUUCACUGUUCUAUCAAACUCAAUGGAGCUUGCUAUCGUGGUUUGUUUUAUUGGUUGUCUCUUCCCAAGUUUCCUCUACUUGCUGGGGCCUCUUAUUCUCCCAGAGGAAUUUGUUUGGUCACUCGUGGAUAUCAUAGAGAAAAUCAAAACCAAAAUACACUCAUUCUGGAUAUUGCACAACUAA
This is a messenger RNA of Vitis riparia (riverbank grape), 1665 nucleotides long. Its product is annotated as protein ACCELERATED CELL DEATH 6-like. Gene Ontology annotation, cellular component: plasma membrane. The transcript is spliced from 4 exons. Bases 1 to 1665 code for a protein of 554 amino acids. The record is from RefSeq and is a predicted model, not a curated record. Lineage: Eukaryota; Viridiplantae; Streptophyta; Magnoliopsida; Vitales; Vitaceae. Gene Ontology annotation, molecular function: protein phosphatase 1 binding; protein phosphatase regulator activity.